AUGUUUCACGUUCCCCCCAACUUUGUACGCUUCACAGUUAUCAUCAGUAUCCAGAUCGUUAUCCUGGCAUUUGGAUACGGAUUCCUUGGUGCGGUUGCCUACUUUGAGUACCUUGCUCCAUCCGAUUCAGUCUGCGAGUUAAUGAGGAGCUAUCCUGGAGAGUUGACAAUGGUUGUCACAUUGAUAGCAACUGUGCUAUCAGUCACCGCUGCUACUCUGUUCACGCUUUCGGUCAAAGAGGCACUAAGACAUCGAAUGUGGAAGCCCAUUUCUCUAAUUCACCUGAGCACCGGUGUCGCUUUGGCACAGGGCUCUCAUAUUCUGAAACAUCGAUAUAUAGGUUUAACUAUCUUGACGCUGUUCAUCUUCGGAAUGCUGAGGCUCUUAACGGCCGGGUGGACAACGCUCUUGACACCUACCUUCUUCAUGUGGCCAGUAGAGUUAAAUGGAACCGAACUUGACAUAACUGGAAGCGCGUUUGCCGCCUUGCUCCGCGAAGAAUUCCUAGCAAAUGGUCUCACUGACAUCCAGGACAAUGCUUUCGAAAUUCUUGACAUUGGUGGAUUGCUCAGUGGAGUUGUUGCUGCAGGGUUUUCCUUUGGUCUUCCCGGGACAUUCAAUUUCAAUGGCGCAAAAUAUAACGUAUCCACUCAGGGGGUCGUACCUACCAUUGAAGCAUUUUCCGGCUCGGAUGGAGUUCCGAAUGCUAAUGGAGUCGUACCCGGAUCAUACUCCAACGCGCCUAUUCCUCAAGGCUUCAGUACUAACUACUCCAUGUCGCAACAAGGGUUAACAGCCAAUGUCAGCUGCCGGGCCAUUGACUCGAAUGAAACGCAGUACCUUUGGGACACGAAUAACUCUUACGUCAUCUAUACCAACGCAGCUGCUUCAAGUUCGAACUCCAUCACUGGUCUCCGCUUGUGGAAUAUCAGUGCAAACUGUGGUAGUAAUACGUCCACAACGUACGAAUAUGUGACCAUGGUGGAUGCGAAUGGAAAUACGAGUUCAUCAGGAAGUGGCUUUCUUCCAUCUGUUGUGUGCCCAGAACCAAUGAAUAUGAACCAAACUUAUACAAACUUCACCAUUUUUACACAAGGGUUUUACAAAUAUGGGUUCCUUCAAGCAAGCGUGUGCGAAGUGGUUCCCCUGUUGACCACAGUCCGCGCUGAUUAUUCCAACGAACAAAUUUCUGCCGAGGUCACAUCAUCCACUCCUUUCCAGCCAGAGAAUACCGAGCUACUGUCAUUUAUCGCUUCAGUUGCCAGGUUUCAGUCGAUCAACUCGCAGGGACUUACGAGCAGUACAAUUGGGGAUACCUUGUACUCCAUCUAUUCCUCAACCGCUAUCGGAUCCAUCAAUAACAAUCUUAAUGACACACGGGUUUACCUUGAGCUCGAGGAUUACUGGCGUGGUGUUGUUGAAUUUUCCGCCACGUUCCUUCGCUCCGGGUUUAUGGCCACAGGUAGCUUCCCGAAUAAUGAAAUUCCGAACAACCUCUCUUCCCAAGUCACUGGGACCAUGUUCAUAUCGACGAUAGGCUGGACUCGCUGGCCUAAGAAUUCACCGACAUAUCUGCUCGCUACAAUCCCGCUCACUAUUAUCACCAUCCUCACUUUAUUCUGCGCGUUGUACAGUAUUCUGGAGGCUUGGAAAGAGCAUCAAGAUCGUCUGAAAGAGGACCAAGAACGUGCCAAGCUUCAAGCAUUUGCCGGGCACCGCAGGACUCACCGCAGGGCCCACUUCGACGUGUCAAACACUCUUCAUCUCAUUAUGGUAUGCGCUGCUGGGGAUCUCGUACUCGAAGACUUCAGCAGGCAUGGGAUCAAGGAAAAUGAGGCUGCGAUGGUGAGCUUGUAUGAGUCCGAACCAGGUAUAAAACCCUCCAGAAAGAGGUUUGUGUCCGAACCAGCAGUGGUAUCUCCAGUUUUUGGGUAUAUCCGGUUUUUGCUUGGUCUUAUUUGA
Messenger RNA from Suillus subalutaceus, 1962 nucleotides. RefSeq lists its product as uncharacterized. The record is from RefSeq and is a predicted model, not a curated record. NCBI's taxonomy places the organism in Eukaryota, Fungi, Basidiomycota, Agaricomycetes, Boletales, Suillaceae. The transcript has 10 exons. Bases 1 to 1962 code for a protein of 653 amino acids.